This is a messenger RNA of Contarinia nasturtii (swede midge), 1569 nucleotides long. RefSeq lists its product as uncharacterized. The record is from RefSeq and is a predicted model, not a curated record. The coding region runs from base 677 to 1465 and encodes 262 amino acids. The transcript is spliced from 5 exons. NCBI's taxonomy places the organism in Eukaryota, Metazoa, Arthropoda, Insecta, Diptera, Cecidomyiidae.
AUUUUUAUUUUAUACAGCCGAUUUGAAUUUCAUUUGUAUUAAAAAUUGUGUGCAUAUCUUCUUAGAUUAAAUGUAUAUUAACUAUAUUGUUUUUCUCUAUUAAUCCGAAGCAUGCUUCAAGCCAUUUAUUUUUUUUUAACAGAAUAUUUUUAUGCAAUUAUAAUUUAAUAUGGGAUUUAUUUCGCAAUCUAUCUACUUUAUGGGCGAGAUUCCCUUUUUUGUAGGUGAUACAUAGACAAUUCGAACUGUCAAAAUGUAGCUGAAAACGCGUUAAAUCCCCAGACACAUAUGUCAAAAGGGAGCACACAUAAACAAACACACUCACACACUCACACGCUCAAGACGCAGUCAAAAUUAAAAUAAAUGAACAAAUAUCAUUAGAGAAUUCACUUUGCGUCCAAAAUAUAAACAGUAUUUUCAUUUAAUAUAGCCGAUUUUCAUUUUUAUUAAAAAUUGUGUGAAUAUUGAACGUAUUAGCCUAGACUUUUGUAACAGAACAUUUUUAUCCAAUUAUAAUUCAUUAAAGGUCUUCUGAAAACGCGUUUAAUUCAGUAUAUUCAGUGCUCAAAAUAAAAUACAUUGUCUAUCAACUGGUUUAUUUCGUCGCCAUUUUUUUUUCUUCAAAUAAGCGUCUUUUUGUGAAAUUGUUUUUUUUUUGUGCUCUCAAAACAAAAUUAUGGCAAGCAGUCAAGAUAGUGGUGGAUCGGUUCAAGAUCAUAGUUCUGGUCAAGGCUCCAGCGGCAUUGCAUCAGGAACACCAACACGUAAAAAACGAUCGUCUGCCAUCAUUUUGCAAUCGCCAACUGGUGUCGCAAUAAAUAAUAUGUAUCAUGGGAUUUCGGAGAUCUCAACCAAAGCCACUGAAGCUAUAGCAGCUGGUGAUGUGAAGAAAACGCAAGAGGUCAUCGAUGUCAUUGAAAUAUACAUGGCAAAUAUAACCACUACACGUAAAUUUCUGUGUUCAAAAAUUCAAAGAAUCGAAGCAUUACCUGAUAAUACAACGCCAACGCAUGAUAUUUCUGGUCAAGGAACGAGCUCUGUAAGUAGAAUGUCAACAUGUUCGCCUUGCAAACGGCCAAAGACAUCAGAUUCAUUUAAUGAUUGGUCCAGAAAAGUGUUGAAUAUUACUUCGACAUUGCAAACAGAAGCCCUAACAUGCGAAAAAUUAUCAAAUUUGAAACGAUUAUUGGUUGCUGCUAAAAUGGCCGUUGAAGAUUUAACCCAUAAACUUGAUGAUCUGAAGAAGGAAAUUGAACAGCCAGAAUAUCGUAACCAAAACACAAGUGGGCCUUCAUCAUCAUCUCAUUCAAGUGAUGACAGCGAACCAUGGUCUACAAAGCAUCCAUUUUACGAAGAGUUUGUCGCUCUAGCGAAACAAAUUAAUAAACCACGUGCCUUGCGAAAGCUUCUGUCAAAGUUAGAAGCGCUUGAAAAAGAAAUAAAAGGUCAAAAUAACGCCGAAUGAACAAAUACCGAUGUAAAAUUGCUUCCAAAAUAUAAACGGCAUUUUUAUUUUAUACAGCCGAUUUGAAUUUCAUUUGUAUUAAAAAUUGUGUGCAUAUCUUCUUA